Messenger RNA from Hibiscus syriacus, 1379 nucleotides. Its product is annotated as B3 domain-containing protein Os03g0120900-like. The transcript has a single exon. The record is from RefSeq and is a predicted model, not a curated record. The coding region runs from base 16 to 1254 and encodes 412 amino acids. Gene Ontology annotation, molecular function: DNA-binding transcription factor activity; DNA binding. NCBI's taxonomy places the organism in Eukaryota, Viridiplantae, Streptophyta, Magnoliopsida, Malvales, Malvaceae.
UUGGUAGAGUGGACCAUGUAUUUUGAGUCAUCUGACAGAAAAGGGUUUAAAGAAGAGAUGGGUGGUAGAGGUAAGCGCCCUUUUUCAUACUGUUCCUCUUCUUCUACUUCAUCUUCUCCUCAGUACAAAACCCAGCUGCCUCCUCAAGGCAACUCUCGAUGGGAGCCUCAUCAGAUUCACGACACCCACCAUCAAAUGAGUCCCAGCUGGUUAGGCAAUAGGGACGAACUGGUAGAAGAUAAGGAAACAACAGUCACAACUACUGUAAGCGAAGCUAAUUCUACACGCGUAGACUCAGAUUCAACCCUUGAGCUCAGGAGUAGUGCAAGUGACAACAUCGAGAAAGAACACAUGUUCGACAAAGUAGUCACUCCAAGCGAUGUGGGGAAACUCAACCGGCUUGUUAUCCCAAAACAACACGCUGAGAAGUAUUUCUCAUUGGAUUCUUCUUCAAACGAGAAAGGUCUUCUUUUGAAUUUCGAGGACAGGAAUGGGAAGCCGUGGAGAUUCAGGUACUGUUAUUGGAGUAGCAGCCAAAGCUAUGUUAUGACCAAAGGGUGGAGCCGUUUUGUCAAGGAUAAGAAACUCGAUGCUGGCGAUAUUGUUUCUUUCCAGAGAGGGGUCGGUGAUUUGGGUAAAGGUCGUCUUUUUAUUGAUUGGAGGCGGAGACCUGAUGCAUCGGAGACGCAGGUUUCUUUCCAUCCCCAUCAUCAGCAACACCAUUUCCCCUUGCACCGCUCGAUCCCAUGGAAUCCAUUGCUCAUGCGACCGCCACCAACAGGAAGAGAUCACUUGCACCCGCCACAGAUAAACCCUCUUAGCCGAAAUAACUACUACGGAGGCUAUCCUUCUGGGAACAACGUGGUGAAUCCAGGUGGUACGAUGGGUUCAGUAUUUUAUUUGAGAUCAGCAGUGGUUUCAGCACCCCCACAAAUGGGAAUGGGAAUGAUGGAGUGGCAACAGAAAGGUGGAGUUGUAGAGCCUGUUGCGUUUGAUUCGGUACCGGUGGUCCAAGGCAAGGCAGCAGCCAAGAGGUUAAGGCUUUUCGGGGUGAACAUGGAUUGCCCCAUAUCGGAGUACGAUGAGUAUGAUGUGAUAUCAACAACUACGAUGGCAUCGCAGCCUCUUCAACGCUCUUCAUCAUCUCAGCAUCCUCUCCAAUUAAGGCUCUACAAUGGCACUCCACUGUCCCCCACUGAGUUCCUUAACCCAAACAAAGGGAAGGCUUCCAUGUCCUUGGAUUUAGAUAUCUGACGCCACAACAAAUUGACUUGGCAUAAUGUUUCUUCAAUCCCCCAGUUCAAUUACCUUUUCCACAAUCAACAGUACACCACCAACAAACAACAACAAAAUGCCUGGAGAUAAGACUAGAAUUACAG